CUCUAGGUUGUUCUGCCUCCUAAACAUAGGCUGUCAGUUUUUUUCACUUCAUCAUCUAAGUGUGUUCACUCCUUCAUUAACAUCAACAAGUUGAAAGGAUGUCUCCAUCUUAUUUUCUCUUCAUUUGUGAGUAUUCAAUUAUCUAUUAUUUUAAUAAUAUGAAUUAAUUGUAACAGAGUAAUUCAUUUAGAUGAUGUAGGUUUAAUAUGUAGGACUUCACAUAAAAGCAUUUUUUAAAUGUUUUGCCAUGUUUAAAGGUAUGGCUGCUGUUGCAGUUAAAGAAGGUUGUGCAGAUUCAGUCCCUACUCCCACCAUUGUGUUAGACCCUGGGUACAUCAAUGUAGCUAUGCCUGUCAUAGUACGCUGUGAGUCAACAGGUGGCACAAAGUGCCACUUCUACAAAGACCACAACCCCAACCCAAUAAGAGAAGUGAAUUCCGGUGUUUGCCAAUUCAUAUUGUUCUGGAAUGAGUUCAAAAAGUGGAACAAGACUGAAGUAGAUCUCAGCUGUGCUAUUCUACAGAAGGGAGAAGAGAAAAUAAUCCCAACAUUUUCUGACGCUCAAAGACUUCAUGUAAGUGAUUCCAUUGGAAUACCCAGGAUUUUUGUGGAAAAUACAGGAACUUACUUAAGUCUUCGGUGUGAGGCCAAGCAUGCUGGUACCUCAUGCUACUAUUACCUGAACAACAGUGACUUCCCGUUUAAAAGUCAGCCCUACAAAGACAAUGUCUGUGUGGGGAGAGUGGCGGAAAAGGAUCUGCUGAGAAAGAGGAGCAGUGCCGGAGAGGUCUUCAUCACCUGUGCUGUGGAGCUGGUAAUGGAGGGUGAAGAUACUGUGAAAUCACAGCAUAGUGAACCGUUCAAGAUUGCCAUAGAUGACUAUCCUGGGCCCACUACUUCCUUAUCAACAUUCAGUACCAACAAAACCAGUGUAACUAAUGGAGAAGAGUCCUCAGAGUUCCCCCUCUACAUCAGUCUGAGUGUUGGGGCCUUUAGCCUUAUUCUGCUGGUUGUAUCUGUCCUGUGUUUUCUCCGGUACAAGCGAGGUGAUCAACAAGACUGGUCUGCAAAUAGAUCCCAAUGGAACCAGAACAAAGAAGUUAUCUAUGCAAAUGCUUAAUUAUUUCAACAAGGCGGUCUAAAUGUGGGGAUGUGACCAUGCUGCGUUGUACUAGUUCAAGUGUACUUCCACCUGUUGAUGAACUUCCUCCACAUCCUUUCUCUGCUUCCUGAUUUACAUAUCUGCCACUCUCUGCUCUUCAUGUAUUCUGACGCCAUCUGUUCUUCUCGGAUGAAUGGUGUAAUAUCUUACUGGGCAAGAAAUAGAUGUGCAUAGGUUUUAAGACAUGAUCAAUUUGAAGCUUCACAUUGUUUGCAUAUAAGGGUAAAUACCUGUGUUCUUUUAUUACCUUGUCUUUUUUUAACGCUUUUGUCAUUUUAUUACAAUUUUUUUAUCUACUUUGUAUAUUGAUAGUUUUGCUACUUUACAUUUAUUCUGCACAGUUGAGGAAGAGCUGAAAGUAAGCAUUUCACUGUGCCAUUCCACCUUCUGUACUCUGGGCAUGUGACAAAUAAACAUUGAUUUAAUGUGAAGAUUGUGUAGAUUAGUUUUAACAUACUGGUAUACAAUUUUCCUAUUCUGUACAGUUUUUAAUAUGUAACUCUGUUUUGAAUAAAUUCAAUACAUGUAUUGUAUUACAGCAUUCCCAUUU
This is a messenger RNA of Salvelinus sp. IW2-2015, 1712 nucleotides long. RefSeq lists its product as uncharacterized. NCBI's taxonomy places the organism in Eukaryota, Metazoa, Chordata, Actinopteri, Salmoniformes, Salmonidae. The record is from RefSeq and is a predicted model, not a curated record.